UCGUUCAGGUCACGUGACUCGGAGACGUUUAUUUUUCCCCAGCAAUGGCGCCAACCCGUAUAUGUGCUGUUAUUUGUGGCCCCUCACCGCUCCUGGGACGCCGCGAGGCCCUCCGAGGGGUGUGCUAGAGGGCGGGAGAUGCGGUGCGCGGCGAGGACGUGGCCCGGAGAGGAAAAAGACUCCCCUAUACGUAGAGGCCUAAAGGAGAUAAUGACCCAGAGGUGAAGAGGAGACAAGAAGAAGAAGAAGACGAAGAAGAAGAAGGAGAAAGAGAGUGUGUGUGAGAGUGAGAGUGAGAGUGAGAGAGAGAAUCAAGAGGAAAUAGAUUAAGAAGAGUGAGAGGAAGAGAGAGAGAAGAGGAGAAAACUCAACCUAACCCAAUAUACUGCUGAGACUCAAGGCCCAGCACCACCGGCCACGCCACACGCACCACACCACACCACACCACACACGCACCACCACAACCACCACCACCAUGUCUACACGCAUCAAGAGGCAGCUUAGCAAGAGUGGCAGCGGCGGCGGGGGUGAGGGGGCGGCAGCCGGGGGCGUGGCGGCAGCCCCCGUGUCAGCCGCUGCCGCCGCCGCCGCCACCACCGCUGCUGCCGCCAGACGGAAGCGGCGCGUCGACAACUCUGGUUCAGACGAUGAGGAACGGUCGGUGUGGACCCCAAAGCACCUGGGGGACCUGAGGGCGUACAACAGGUCUGCCUCAGAGGCCCCGGCUGAGCUGUUCCGCAAGGACCUGAUCUCUGCCAUGAAGCUGGCGGACAACGAGCCACUGAGUUCAGACGACUUCUGGGGCAUUGGGGACCCCUGGCGGCAGGAGUGGGAGCGUGGCGUGCAGGUCCCUGUCAACCCAGACUCACUCCCUGUCUCCUCCGUCACUGUCACCGUGCACAAGCCUAUCAAGGAUCGGGAGGCUAACUUCAGGCUAACAAAGGAGAAAUUUAUCCGGGUGAACCACGAUGAGUUUUUCAGCAACGAGCACCACAUCCUCAGCAACCUUCCCACCAAGGCGGAGAAGAUGUGCCGCUACGACAUGGACGAUCUCGACGACAAGUGGCUCACUGCAUACAAUGGAGAGCGUGCCAGGAUGGGAGCGGCCCCGGUGCCUCCGUUGAUCUUUGAGAUGAUAAUGGAGCACCUUGAGGAGACGUGCGGGGAGAACAUCAACAAAAUGCACAAAACGGAGGAAUCUCUCAACAUCGAAUUUGAUGAGGAUGUUAUUUGUGAUGUCUGCCGAUCGCCUGACAGUGAGGAGGGCAAUGAGAUGGUGUUCUGUGAUGCCUGCAACAUCUGUGUACACCAGGCUUGCUACGGCAUCACCGCCAUUCCCUCCGGCUCCUGGCUGUGUCGGACCUGCUCCCUCGGCAUCAAACCAGACUGUGUGCUGUGUCCCAAUAAAGGUGGAGCCAUGAAGUCCACCAAGUCUGGGCAGAAGUGGGCCCAUGUUGCCUGUGCGCUGUGGAUCCCGGAGGUGUCCAUUGGCUCAGUGGAGAGGAUGGAGCCCAUCACCAAGAUACCCAAUAUACCUCAAAGUCGGUGGGCGCUGGUGUGUGUGCUGUGCAGGGAGCGGCGUGGGGCCUGCAUCCAGUGCUCCGUCAAGACCUGCAAGACAGCCUACCACGUCACCUGCGCCUUCAAACACUGCCUGGAGAUGAAGGCCAUUAUUGAGGACGAGAGUGCCGACGAUGGAGUCAAGCUGAGGUCAUAUUGUGAGAAGCACAGCGUGUCGAGCAAGAAGCUGGGAGGGCCGGAGGAGACAGGGGACAGUGAUGAGGUGGAAGACGAGACUGCUGGCUCCCCAAAACGCAAGAAGGACUGGACAUCGGAGCAGAAGAACCAGGCGAGGGCGGCCAAGCUGAGGCAGAUCGAGGCGGAGUUUUACAAGCAUGUCAAUCCAAAGGAGACUGCGAACUUCCUUGACAUUGACCAAGAGACCACAGAGACCAUAUACAAUUACUGGAAGCUGAAGAGGAGGGCAAGCUUCAACAAGGCUCUGCUGACGCCGCGCAGUGAAGAGAUCGACCUUCUGUCACACCAGCAGGAGCACGACAUUGAGAACAUGAAGAUGUGUGUCCAGCUGCGGCAGUACCUGGAGAGGGUGAGGAACUUGUGCUACAUGGUGAACCGGCGAGAGCGUCUGUCCCGGUCAUUCAUCAAGACACGGGAGCAGACAUUCUCCAAGCAGGCGUGUUUGCUGGCUGGCGCACCGCUCAGCCCUCAGGAGGCAGCCGCUGUGCUGCAAGCCAACCAUGGCCCCUCUGUCUAUGACAACAUGUAUUCCCAUCCUGGGGCGCCACGACCCACGCCCAAGCAGUUUGAGCGGCUGGUGGCUCUGAUGGCUGGCACACUGGUGGCCGACAAGCCGCGGCCACCCAAGAGGCCGCCACAGCGGAAGGACGUCAAUGGCCUGGUGCGGCCCAAGAAGGAGCGGCCAGCGGAGAACCCCUACAAGCGCACCUACGUCAACGGCGCAGAGCAGCGCCGCUCCAGGUCUUCCUCCACUGCCACCACCACUGACAGCGACUCAGAUCUGCCAGCCACCAAGUUGAGUCUGCCAGCCAAGGGUCCGGCCCACAACUCGGUGUACACUUCCUCUGAGGAGGAGAUGAACAAGGAGAACUUCUCCCUUAAGGUGGAGCUGCCCUCCCCCAAGGUCAACAAGCUCUUUGACACCCCUGACAAAGACAAGGCAGAGGCAGGGGUGGCUGCCUCCACCUGGGGCCGGCCAGGGCGGCGGCAGCGUGGCACAGGGCGCCCCAACGCACUCAAAAACAAGAGUUACCGGUCAGUGGGUGAAGAGCGCAGCUCACGGGAAUUUGACAACCUGCUGGGCAACACACCCCUCAAGAAGGAGGCAGAGGACCUGCCACCGCCCCGCCUGGAUACCUCAGAGGACGAGGCGGCCAAGGCACAGCCACCACCAGCCCGCCGCCGCAGCAAGAAGAAGGUCACACCGCCCAAAGUAGAAUCCAGCGGUAGUAGCGAGGAGGACGUGCCACCUGCCCCAGCCCCAGCCCCAACACCUGCCCCACCACCCAUGCCAUCCCCCACCCUCACCAAGGACAAGAAACAAGUCUCACGGCGUGGCAGGUGGGGCAGGGCGGGGGUGGGCAAGGAGGAGCCUGGCACAGCCCCAGCCAGCCCCGGGCCAGUGGCUGGGGCAGGCAGUGCGGUGCCCAAACUGGAGCUUAGCGACGAUGAGGAGCUUGCCCCACCCACAUACCGGCUGUCCAGCGAUGAGGACGAUGAGGAUGACUCUGCCGGGCGGCGGGGCGGGGCGAGCAGCGAUGCUGGAGACCACUCUUCGUCAUCCUCCGCCUCGGAGGCCCCCGCCCUGCCCAGCAAGAGUGCCCCAGCCAGUGGUAGUGAGGCAGACAGUGAAGACGGGGCGGACGGUGGGGCAGAUGGGGCUGCUGCGGCUGCCACGCUCAAGACCAAGGCUGCUAAGAAAGAGUUCACGCCCAAAAUCAAGGCACGGGUGGAGAGGAUGAACAAGCGGCGGGGUGGGCGGGGCGUGGCACGGCGGGGCGAAGCAAUGGAGGCGGAGGCAGCACCUGGGCCGCUGCUGGUGCCCCAGAGGAUGGCUGCCAAGAAAGCCUCAGAGCGCAUCACUAGUCAGAACACCACCACCCCCACCCCAACUCCCGCCCCGCAGGACACAUCCGCCCCACCCUCAGAGCCCACCAUGCCAGAGUCCAAGCGCUGCCUUGCACGCCCCGCCAAGGAUGAGGUGGAGGAGCCCUUGGAGGAGGAAAAGAAGACCUCCCCCACCAAGGGCAGGAAAGCCAAGGUGCGGGAACGCCUCCAAGAAGAGGCAGCGCCGGCACCACCACCGCCGCCGUUGCCUGCCACAGAGGUGCCCAAGAAGGCGCUGUUUGAGCCACCUGAGAUCCUACCCUAUGUGCCCAUGCGCCAGGCCGCCCGCAAGGCAGCAGAGAACCUCAAGGGUGGCACCAGCAAGGGCCCUGCGCCGCCCCCCACUGACACCGAGGAGACAGAGCAGGUGGCCAGCCCCACCCCACCUCCCGCCAAGGCCAAGCGCACCUCACGGCAGGAGGCGCGGGUGGCGGGCCGCGCCAAAUCCAAGUCACCCCGCGCUGCCAAGCUGCUGCCCUCCACAGCCACCCCCGCCCCUAGCUCUGCCCCCUCUUCAGUCCCUGCACCCCUGCCCACACCCACACCCACACCAACACCCACACCUACACCCACACCCACUCCCACACUGGCCACAGACUCAGAGUCAGAGAGUUCCCCGGAGAGUCCUGCCCGCCCCUCCCCGCCACGUCACCACUCCACCAGAGAGGCCCGGGACCUGCUCAAGGCAGCCAAGUCCAUCUUCUCCGACAGCGAGGAGGAAGGCUCGGCGGCCGUGCGGCGGGAGCGCCCCAUCACCCUGCCACGAGGGCGCCCCGACCCGCUGCUGGAGGCAGCCAAGGAGGCUCAUCCCGGGGAGCAGUUUUUUCGUGGCGAAGUUUUCGUGCGGGAAUACCAGAGCUCCUCCUCAGACGGGGAAUCUGGGGCAGGACGGCCCUCUACCCCGGGGCGACCCCAGGGUGACGAUGCCCCAGCCAGAGGUCCACACCCGCAGCCCUUUCGUGGGUCACGGGUCUCCGGGGACCUCCACCUCACCUCCUCCUCAGAUAGCGAAGGGCGGGAGGUGGAGAACCAGGCGCCUCCCUCCGGCCCCGGCCCUGGCGCUGGCCCCCGAAGGACGGCCCCCGACAAGAAGCUUAAAACUUCCGAUGGGCGGCCUGAACACGGGUUUCAGCCGCCGACUUCUGAGAGAGGUGAACCCAGAGUGGCCACGGAGGGAGGGCGGGGCAGUGGCCGGGGUGGGGCGGGGUCGCGCCUCAUGCGUCACGGUCGGGCUCAGUGCAGACCGAGAGCUUCUGCUGGUGACCUCGCCCUGCAAGACCUCCCGGGUGACCCUGAUGCGGCAUCCGCCUGGCGAUCCGGCCCUGCCACACGAGAGAGAGACUCGGGGAGAAGAAGAGAGAGAGAAUCUGCUACUGGUGCUCCCGCCCUCUCCCCCCUUGGGGCGCCCCGCAGAGAGGUACAGCCUGAGGAACCUCCCACCCGCCCCACCCUCCCAAGCUGCCGGGAGAGGGUGCCACUCCCCCCCGGCCAAGAGGCGCCGCCAUUAGUGGCUGCAGCCGCUGACCUCCGGGACGAGGAACUAGUACAAAGGCGGCGGCCCAAGGGCAGCUGCAGCAGGGACCCCAAGCAGCCCCGUCCACCCCUCACUGCCUCCCUGGCCAGCGGGGACGAGGCCGAUGCAUCCCCCAACUCCUCACCCACCCCUACCCCCACCAGGCAGGAUACCUCCAGGCUGAGUCCCUUGCCGGGCAGCCGGGGUGAUGAUGAGGAGGAGGAUGAGGAGGACGACGAGACCGAGGUGGUGGCGCCGCUAGACAAGAAGGAGGGCAAGCGGCCCAGCCUGGAGCGUGCAGGCAGCCCCGCCCCACCCCAUGGGUCUGGUCAGGGCCCUGGGGGAGGUAGGCCCAGUUUGAUGGCUUUUGGGUUUGUGGACGAGGAGGAGGUGAAGGUGGAGCGGCUGGAGGACAUAGUGGACACCUCAGAUACAGAAGAGCAGGACACCAAGCGUGUGCGUGUGUGUGACAGUGAGGAUGAGGUGUCCCAGGUGACAGUUGCUGCUGCCUCUGCGGUGGCGGUGGCGGCAGCGGUAGCGGUGGGUGGUGUGGAGGCCCGGGUGGAGCAGCCCAAGGACAGCGGGUACAAGAGUGCAAUAACCACGCCAGAGCCCCUGGAGCGGGCCCUACCCGGCGGCGUGGACCUGCCCGGCCCUGUACAUAGUGUUGUAAAUAGUUUUAUAAUGCCUGAGGACCCCGACUCCAGCAACAGCAGCGGUGGCAAGACCCCCGCCCCUGCCCCUGCACCCCUGCCCUCCACUGCAGGGCCCACCGCCCCUGCCGGCCCAAGCGACAUGAAGCAGCAGCAGCAGCAGCAGCCUCUGAACAAAUUCCUCUCCCCCUCCAAGAGGAAAAACCUGGAGGACGUGAUCGGGGAGGUGAAGCGGCAGGCAGAGGCCCACCUGGAACCCUGCCUGCCCACCACCCCUGCCCCUGCUAAUGCCCCAGCCUCUGCACCCACCCCAGGCCCACCCCCACCAACUGCACCACCCACUGCCCCCACACCACCAUCUGUCACUGGCCCUGGCUCCACCCAGACCUCUGCCUCGGUACCCGGCCCCACCAUGCCCCUGGCCACGGGUCCUGCCCCACUGGUGCCCACCUCCCCGCCCCCUGCAGAAUGCCCUGCCUCUGCCUCCUCAUCAUCACCAUCCAGCUUUGUGGAGCAGUGGCGGGGGCAGUGGAAGAGUCCACCCCCGGCAGAGCGGCAGGUGGAGGGGCCCCACCUGCCACCGCUGUCCCAGCUAGACAUGGCCUCCAUCAUGGACCUGCAGCGGGCCAUGUACACACAGGACUACAACUUCAUGUCCCUGCACUUCAGGUUUGAGCAGAUGUUCCCGCUAGCUUACCUGCAGCAGCGACAGCAGCAGCAGCAGCAGCAGCAGCAGCAGCAGCAGCAGCAGCAGCAGCAGCAACAACAACAACAACAACAACAACAACAACAACAGCAACAACAACAACAACAGCAACAACAACAGCAACAGCAGCAGCAGGGUCCAGGCAGCACAGGGAACAAGGUGAUCAAAUCCCCUCAGCCUUCCCCUGGGGCAGGCCAGAAGAUGGCUGCUCCUCAGGCCUCACCAGGUGCAGGCCAGAAUGUGGCUCCACCCCAACCUUCCCCAGGGGCAGGCCAGAAAGUGGCUCCAUCCCAAGCCUCCCCUGUAGCAGGACUAAAGGUGGUGCCCCCACAGAUCUCCCCAGGGUUGUGCCCCAAGGUGCAGGCCUCCCAGCCUUCACCAGUGGGGGUCCUCAAGGUACAAGCACCCCAGAUGUCCCCCAACACACUCUCGGCCACAGCUCCUGCAGCCUCUCCUGGCAUGGGACUCAAGGUGGCCCCUCCCAGAACCUCCCCAGGCCUCAUACCAUCCCAGGCCUCCCCAGGGGUGCUACCACCACAGCCUUCCCCAGGGACUGGACAGCAGGUGGUACCCCCGAGGUCUUCGUCACCCGGCCCUAUCCCUGUGUGCCUACCCAGCCCCUCCCCCACAUCUACCAAGACACUGCCCCCUACCCCCUCCCCUUCCAAUCUGCAGGGCAGCACCACCCAGAACCAGGGGGCCUCUGAGGCCUCAGUAUUAGCUCCCCCACACGCCUCCCCACUUAGUGAUGUGUCAGUAUUACUGUCCCGCCCCGCCCCUUCCCCUGCCAAGGCGGCCACUCCCCUCCCAUCGCCACCUAACGCUGUGCUGCCACCCAAGAAGGACUCCGCCGUGCCCAACGCCAUGGUGGCAGCCCAGCCCGCUGCCGCCAAGUCUCCCUCCAGUCCACUGCGCGCUGGACGGUCCUCCUCCUCUCCCCGCGCCGCGCCGGAGCCUGUCAUCGAGACCAUCACGCUGGAGGACGGCGAGAGCACCUCGCAGGAGGAAGCUUCGGUUGUGGGGUCCGCUGCGGGCGCCCCGGGUCAGAAGCGUGUGCCUAUAUACAUGCAGGAGGCUGCACGCGCUCCACGUGUGCCAGAGAAGCGGUCCCCGCGAGCGCGCACAGCGUCCCCCCGCUGGAACAAGGAGCCCGUGCGGCCCAGAGAAAAGAGACCCCAGCGACGCACAUACAACAGAGGGCGCGGGCGGGGCGCGGGCGGGCGGGGCCGCGGCCGGGGCCACAGUCCACGCCUCAACUCCGCCUCUGUGCCCAAGGAGCUUCAGGGCACCGUGUAUGAUUUUGAUUUCGACAACGAUUUCGACGACGACGGCCCGGCGGCCAGCACCACCUUAGACGACCUGCGCCGCUCGCGGGAGAAGCGGCAGUCCGUGGACACCGCGCCCCCGCCCGUGCCGCCUUCCCUCACACCCACACAUGCCUCUGCUUGUGAGUCUCGGGAACAGUCCCCUAAGAAAGGCGGCAAGAAGGCUAAAUCCGCCCACAAAGACAAGACUGCAGUCGCUCCUGUCACCGCCGCCAUCGCUGCUGUGGCCAGUGCCGAGGCGGAGGAGCAGGACGACAAUGUGGCCAAGAUCCUGCAGGACUAUCACAACAUGCAGAACUCUCAGCUCCGGCGCAACGCACACUCACCCUCACCGCAGCGGCCCCAGGCGCCUCCUGACGGACCGGCCGAGGCGCCGCAGAUGUUGCCGUACACCUCGGGCCUGGCCGACGAUAAACUGGCGCUCUCUGGCCUGGCCGACGUGCGCGACGAGGCGCAGGUGGAGACAGGCGUGUCAGGGGCACGUGAUGCAGGAGGCGAGGACCUCGCCAAGGCCGCCGUGCCCUCGGCCCAGCUCGGCAUGGAUGAAGGCACCAACCAGCUCAAGUUGAAGAUCAAGGGGCCGUACGCCAACUCAUACUCCAGCAGCAGCGUGGCAGCGCCGCCGCCGCCCGCCUCCUCCACCACCUCCACACUGCGGCGCAUGAGGAAGAAGGAACUGAUCCGCCAGUACUGCUGCCAGGACCAGCUUCCCCCCGCCGAGCACCACGGAGAGGCGGGUGGGGCCCCGCACAGCGCCCCCAGUCCCGCGCUACAGGUGCGGUCCGGCAUCACCAUCCCCAAGGCCGUGGCCUCCAUGACCUCCAUCCCCACGCGCGAGGACUACAAGAUGUACACGCAGGAGGAACCCGGCGGGCGACGUAAACGCCCUUCGCGGGAACUGCGCCACCUCAAGAUAUGGGGCAUCAAAGAGGACGGUGGCGGCAGUGGCGGCGGCGGCGGCAGUGGUGGCGGCGGCGGCGGUGGCAAGCGGAACUCUGAGAGCGGCGAGAAUGGAGACCCCAGCAGGAAGAGGCCGCGGAGCGCUAAGGACGCCUCAGGCAAGGGCGGUCCAUCAGAGGACGUCGCCAUUGCCGUCAACGCCGCCAACGCUGUUGCUGUCGCUGCCGCCGCCGCCAACACUGCCAACGUUGUCAAGCCGCCCAAGCUGAGGAUCAGCCUGGGGAAGAACAAGACCGAAGUGACCACGGUGCCUGCCGAACCCGCGGCUGACGCCGACGCCACCACGUCUGCCACCCACCGCCACCAUCACCACCAUCAUCACCACCACCACCACCACCGGCCGCCAAAGAAGCGGUUGGCGGAGGACAACCCGAUGGACAAGAUCAAGAACGACAAUCUCAAGUUCCGGGAGCAGGUCAUGGCGGAGUUCGACAAGCCUGGCCGCAAGACUGCCGCGGAGCGGGAGCGGCGCGCCAAGAAGCGGCGGGUGUUGGGUGGCGGCGGCGGCGGCGGUGGCGGGUCAGGCUCGGAACAGGAGGACCGGCACGCUGUGGUGAUUGCCGGGGACAGCACCAACCCCUCCAAGCUCGUCAUCCGCAGGUUUAAGCCCAAGAGUGAUGCCCCCUCCCCACCCUCCGCCGCCGCCGCCGCCAACACCAACAACAACAACAACAACAGCACUGCUGCCGCCGCGCCUACUGCUGCCGCAGGGCGCCUUGCGAAGGUGGAAGACGAGCCCAGUCCCUUGCAGACCUCGCUCAAGAUCAAACUGCCGUUGCCCAAGGCUGAGCCCAAGGCAGAGCCCAAGGCGGAGCCCGAGGCGGCGCGGGACACCACCACCGGCAGCAGCAACAGCGGCGGAGGGGGUGGCCGGGGCGACUGCCCGAUGCUCAAGGUUCCUCUGCGCCUCAAACUGUCUCGACGCCCCGACGGCUACGUGGCGUCCAAUUCCCACAGGCGGCCUCCCCCCGGCGUGCUGGACCAGGGUCCCGGACCCCCCAUCCCGCUGCAUCCGCCGGACCUACCCCAGGACACACUGCAUUCUCCUGACGUUCCCAACACCGCCCCUGCGCCCCUCCAGACCACCAUCACCACCACCGCCAACACCACCACUGCACCCACCACCACCACGCCGUCGCGGCCCUCGUCGUGCCGGGGCUUUGCCCCGCUCCCCGAGGAGCGCCGCACGCCGCCACCGCAGCGAGUCCCUGAGCCGCGGGUUCCGCCCCCUGACAGCAGGAUACCUCCCUGUGGCGCUCCGCCCACCUCCCCGCCCCCCCAGGUGUACCAGUACAGCGGCGCUCCACCGCCUGCUCCGUCUGCACCUCCCCCUUCCCUGGGACACGAGCCGCUUGGCCUGGGCCCCCUGGAAUAUGGCCUGGGGGGGCUGGGGCCUCCGCCCGUGCGUCCUGACCACGAGCAGCAGGAGGACGUACUACAGCGGCUUGCGGCGGCGGCGGCGGCGGCGGCGGUGGUUCGUGGCGCUGGUGGACCGCCGCCGCCGCCGCUGCCCACCCAGACGGGGCCGCCGCCGCCGCUGCUGGACGUGACGGGCGUGGCGGGGCUGCGCCACCCACUGUACCCUUUCAAGGAAGGCUCUGACUGCAGAUGAUAAAAGCUGCGUCCCUCUAGUACUAGUGCCACUAAUACCACUACGCUAAGGACUACUACACGUUAAGUAAUAGUUAUGUACUAGUUACUACUACUACUACCACUACUACUACUACUAGAGACAGAGACAGAGAAAAACAAUGUGAGAGAGAGAGAGAGAGAGAGAGAGAGAGAGAGAGAGAGCCGUAACCAUGUACAAAUGUAGAUAGUGUCGGUAGGGGCGGGCGGGCGGGCGGGUGGGCGGGUCAGGAGCGCCUCCCCCUCGUGGGCUGUUCAUCACUUGCAUCUUGUUCAUCACAGCAACAAACAAACAAACAAACCAGUUUUACCGAGCACUGUUCGUCUGUCUGUGUGUCCGUCUGUCUGUCUGUCUGUCUGUCUGUCUGUCUGUCUGUCCGUUUCAUUGAGUACGUUUGGCGAAGAAGGAGGGAAGGCAGGAAGGCAGACGCUUUGGUUCGCCCUCCGCGCCACUCAGGAGGGAGGGAGGAGAGAGGCCCGCCCUUUUUUUUAUAUCUUUUUGUACCAUUGUAAAUAGGAGGAAUGUACAAAUUAAUGUAUUCGCAUUUUUUAUUCUUUUUAUUACUUUUGUACAGAUUUUUUUUUCUUUCUUUCCUUUUAAUGUUUUUUUUCCAAGAUUUUCGUUCGCACUCAUCAUCAUCGUCCGCCUCGUCGCUCGUGUGUGUGCGGAGGAAAAUUCCCUUAUUUAUUUAUUUUAAUCCCUCGAAGCACGUCGUGUCACAAAUAGCGAAGGAACGCCGCCACCGCCACCGCCGCCGCCGCCAUGCCAUCACUCAACCAUGUCUUUCGAAUGUCCCUAAAUAAUGACACUUUUUAUAAUAUAUAUUUCCCAUUUUAUUAUCAUUAUUUUAUUAGUAGUAAUUUCUCUCGCUCCUACACACAAACUCAUUAAUUUUAUGGAUAAGUUGUAUGGGUAAUCCACUCCACUCCCCCUCCACGCCCUUCACGACGAGACAGUGGCGGUGGAGUGGGUGUCUGAACAGGAGUGGUGGAGUGCGCCGCCUUCAGGAACGUCAGGAACAGACUCGUGUGGUGUUGGGCUUUUUUGGAGACAGGAAAGGUGUCCAUGUGUUGAAGUGUCAGUGUGCUGGAAGGACGUGAGAGCAGGACGCCGCCCCUUUACCCUCCAAGGCUCGUAGUGUUAGAGAGAGAAAGAGAGAGAGAGAGAGAAAGAGACAGGCUAAGUGAGUGAUGGAAACUUCAAUAGAGCCGGGCUGUGUCACGGACGGCACCACAGAAAAGUUACACAAAGAAAACCGGUGAAGUGAUAUGUGUUUUUCUUUGUUAUUAUCAUUAUUUAUUGUUUUUAUAUCGUUACCUUAGAUUCUGAAUGAUUUUAUUGUAUUUUCAAAUUUUGUCGUCAUUAUUGUGUUCGCUGCCAUUAUUUUGCCAUUCAUGUACUGACACUAUGUCUGAUUCCCUUACCCCCAUCCAUCCCCUCACACAAACACACACACACACACACACACACACCACGGCCGCGUUGCGUUGCGGGGCGUUUUUCUGUGACGUGUUGGGAGAACCUUUGUAAAUAUAAAAGAAGAAUAAUGUACAUAUAUAAACAAAAAUACAAAAACGUAAAAGAUUUUCUCCACUCACCUCGGGCUCCUCAGAAUACGAUUUAAAAAAUAAAUAAAAAGAAGCGAGAUAGUCUUGUAAAAUCUUUAGUGUCAUGUGAUAACAGUAAAAUUAUUGAAAUAUAAAUUUUUUAUGUUAUAUA
Messenger RNA from Portunus trituberculatus (swimming crab), 12151 nucleotides. RefSeq lists its product as uncharacterized. Gene Ontology annotation, biological process: regulation of transcription by RNA polymerase II. The transcript is spliced from 12 exons. Bases 476 to 10414 code for a protein of 3312 amino acids. The record is from RefSeq and is a predicted model, not a curated record. Lineage: Eukaryota; Metazoa; Arthropoda; Malacostraca; Decapoda; Portunidae.